CAUUGGUCAUGGGAGAUGAGAAGGAGAGUAUGCUCCGGAAGCUGGAGAAAAAAAUCCAAGAAAAGCAAUAAGAAGGCUGUCACCAGUGGUCCUGGAGUGACUGCAAACAAUGUUAAAGCUGAAGAAUGUGAUUUUAGCUUCAAUGAAGAGAAGCUAGCUGUUCUGGAGACCAAGAAAGAAAGGGAUAAGGAAGUGAUGGAAACUAAGGCAGCAGGAGAGAGUGAAGAGUGUGACAUUAAGAGAAAGAAAAAAAGAGAAGGUGGAAAAAGUCCUGGAAAGUCCAAAAAAGGCAGUGAUGAAGAUGCUGUGAAAUGUGUUGAAAAAAAGAAAAAGAAUAAGCUGAAGAAAAGCUGCUUGGAUGAGCCUUCAGACACCAAAACUAGCGCUUUUGCAAGUGCAAGUGAAAUGCGGAACAGUGAUAAGGUGGUUGAGACCCUUGGCGAGGUCUCUGGUGGAAAUGUUGUGGAUGAGAUUAGGAGGAAGAAAUCCAAGAAAGACAUUAAGACUGCUGCUACCAAUGGUCUUGGAGUGACAAACACUGAUGAUAAAGCUAAGAGUGAUGAUUGUGACAGCAAGAGAAAGAAAGAAAGAAAACAUGGAAAACAUUCUGGGAAGGCCAGUGGAGACAGCAAUGAGGUUGCUUUGGAAAUUGUUGAAGGGAAGAAAAGUAGGAAGUUGAAGAAAAGCUGCGCGGAUGAGCAGGAGACAAAUAUUGAGGAUGGAUAUGAAGAUGUUGUGGCUGAAGUCAAUCAAGGUGAUAUUCCUUCAACUGUGGAAGAGAUAGAAGAACGAAGCAGAACAGACAAUGGUAAUAUCAGAAAGAGAAAAAAGGUAAAAGUAGGACACAAUUCUGAAGAUUCUACACAUGAGAAGAGUGAAAAGAGAGUAAGAUUCUCUGGUCAGGAUCAGAUUUUCCCUUCAUCCAGUGACCCUUGUGAUGAUGAGAACCAUGAAAUCGAGGAAGACAAUUUACUGCGCGGGAAACGAUUUUCAAAAUUAGAAGAUGAAAUUGUCAAAGAGGCUGUUCAUAAAUACAUAGAGAUACAUAACUUGGGCUAAGAAGAAGGGCUGAAAAAGAUUUUGAAUUCUAGAUCUUAUCCUGAAUUAAAGGGCUGCUGGAAAGAAAUAGGGAGCUGUAUACCCUACAGGCCUUAUACUGCGGUUUAUUAUCGUGCACAGGUCUUGUUUCGAAGGAGUGAGACACGUAAAUGGACUGAAGAAGAGUAUGAGAUAGUACGAAAAUUCCAGAAAGAGCACGGGAACAAUUGGAAGGUCUUAGCUGAUGAACUUGGAAAACAUCGGUUUCAUGUGAAGGAUACAUGGCGAAGGCUGAAACUGCCCAAUCAGAAGAAAGGACAAUGGACUCAGGAGGAGUACCAGACAUUGUUUGAUUUAGUAAACACUGAUCUGAGAUUGAAGCUUUCUGAAGAGAAGAAAUCUAAGUAUGGUAUGUUACGGGAUAAUAUUGCAUGGAGUGCAAUAAGUGACAAAUUGUCCACGAGAACUGAUGCAAAUUGCUGCUUGAAAUGGUAUGAUCAAUUGACAUCACCUAUGGUGGCCAAAGGUGAAUGGGCAGAUGUUGAUGACUAUCGCCUAGUUGAUGCACUUUUUGAGCUGGAUGCGAGCUGCAUAGAAGAUAUUGACUGGGACAAUCUUCUUGACCACAGGCCUGGAGAGAUAUGUCGGAAGAGAUGGAACCAAAUGGUACUUCACAUAGGUCAACUUGGAAACAGGUCAUUUGCUGAACAAGUAGAAGUUCUAGCUAAGAGAUACCGUCCAGAUCUGGCCGAAGUAAGAGAGGCUUGGGAUAGUAAACCAGUCGUUCCAUGAUAUGCCCGUCACUCAACAGGGUUGUGUCUGUAGAGAGUUAUUUUACAGCACCACAUACUAUUGGCAUCAGCUCCUCUACCCCCACCCCUCUCCAUUUUAGUAAUUAUUAUAAGAUUUUGUAGAACAUUUAGAAGACAUAAAUUGGAAGAGGUCCAAUACUGUGUGGUGGAAAGAAAAGGGAAAGAUUUUCACAGUUCAAUAUUGGACAGUUUUCUGUACUAAGUAGGGCAAGGGAUCAAUCAACUUCAACUGCAACUUGAAAAUGAAGAGUUCAACUUCUUGAUGGGUGAAUUAUUGGAAUUCAGUAGUGACAGAAAUGGUCAUCUGUGCUCCACAGCUACUGGUGUCAUCACCCUGCAAAGAGUUUGUGUGUUCCAUUAUCCAUUAUGGUAGCUGAUUAUCCGUCGGUUCUGUAGCAUUUUGCUUAAAAGGUUUCAGACUGUGUUGUUGUAAUUGUUGUUCUUGCAUGCGUUCAGCCUUCUUGAUUUUGUCAUCUUGUGUACACAAAAGCCAUAAUAUUCCCAUGGUCCAUGUACGAAAAAUCAUAUGCUUUGGUGGUCAUUGUAGGUUAUAUUUUGCAUUGGCCACUUUUUAGAUGUUCAUUAAAACUUCUCCAUUAAUUUCCACUUUGAUAUCCUUAUGCCAAUUUCAAGGGGAGUUUUCUUAUUUUAACUGCUGAACAUGCAGAGUGGCCUUGUGCCAAGAGGGACUUUUGAGGUGAGUGUUGAGCCAACUGUAGACAUGGAAGUGAGAAUCGUAGCCAGAAGUUUUUUGUUUGAGACUGAAAGACAUAUUGAACGGCAGUGUUAUUACCGCCAAGAAAUCUGACCUCCUCACUGAUAACAAACUAUGGAAGACUUUGAUCAAUGUGGCUAAAGACAAACAUGGCCAAUUACAGGAUUUUGUACCAGCUCCUGCUUUGAACAAACACGGAAGAAUUGCAACAGUUCCCAUUUCUAAAAAUGCUUUUGGGAUUCCUUGUAUUCUGUUCAUUGUUUGGCUUACUCCACAGUGAGAUAGAUAGAAUGGUUCAAUUCAGUACCUUUGCUAUCCAAUGCAGUGAAAACACUACCGAUGGUGUUGAUAUGUUCAUAUGUAGUGGUUGGACGAGAUUCCCUAUCUAUGGAGCUGAUUUUGGUUGUAAAGGCCAUUUUGGGUUGAGCUCUGUUGGGAGGCAGAAACAUUUGCAAUUUUCCUUUGUGUGGUAAGUCAUAUAAAAAUUCAAAAUUGUUUAACCUGGAUGAAAUGUAAAUAUAGAGCAUGCAUUUGGUGUUUA
Messenger RNA from Lycium ferocissimum, 3106 nucleotides. RefSeq names its product RNA polymerase I termination factor-like. NCBI's taxonomy places the organism in Eukaryota, Viridiplantae, Streptophyta, Magnoliopsida, Solanales, Solanaceae. The record is from RefSeq and is a predicted model, not a curated record. The transcript is spliced from 5 exons.